This is a messenger RNA of Diorhabda sublineata, 1713 nucleotides long. It is a transcript of the gene Vps45, whose product is annotated as vacuolar protein sorting-associated protein 45. Lineage: Eukaryota; Metazoa; Arthropoda; Insecta; Coleoptera; Chrysomelidae. Gene Ontology annotation, biological process: vesicle-mediated transport; intracellular protein transport. The record is from RefSeq and is a predicted model, not a curated record. The transcript has a single exon. Gene Ontology annotation, cellular component: Golgi membrane. The coding region runs from base 1 to 1713 and encodes 570 amino acids.
AUGAAUGUUAUAUCAGCAAUUAAAGCUUAUGUAGUAAAAAUGACAUCGGAAAGUGAACCGGGCAUGAAAGUAUUAUUAAUGGAUAAAGAAACGACAAGUGUUAUCAGUAUGGUAUAUGGACAAUCGGAAAUUCAACAGAAAGAGGUAUUUUUAUUAGAGAGAAUUGAUUCUCCAAACUUUCCUAAUUCAACAGGGCUUCGAUAUUUAAAAUGCUUAGCAUUUCUAAGACCUACGCAACAAAACAUCAGUGCUUUAUGUUCGGAACUUCGCAAUCCAAAAUACGGGGCCUAUUACAUAUAUUUCAGUAAUAUAAUAGCUAAAGCAGAUAUAAAAAUUCUGGCUGAACACGACGAACACGAAGUAGUCAAGGAAGUUCAAGAACUUUAUAUGGAUUAUUUAGCAGUAAACCCGCAUUUAUUUUCGUUAGGAUUGAGUAGUACGAUGACAAUGUUGAAUUGGAAUCCUUCUGCUUUGCAAUUAAGUGUUCAAGGGAUUAUUUCCGUAUUAUUAUCGUUAAAAAAAUGUCCGAUUAUACGUUAUCAAGCAAAUUCGAAUGUAUGUAAAGAUUUGGGUACUAGAAUAGACGAAGUAAUAAACAAAGAAUCUUCAUUAUUCGCUUUCAAUCAAAUAAAUAAUUCUUUACUGUUGAUAUUAGAUCGUAGAGAUGAUCCGGUUACACCUUUACUAAACCAGUGGACCUACCAAGCCAUGGUACACGAAUUAUUAACAAUAAACAAUAAUAGAGUGAAUCUAUCCAAUAUACCAGGCGUCGCGAAAGAAUUAACCGAAGUUGUGUUAUCCGUAGAACAAGAUACGUUCUAUGCUAAAAAUAUUUUUCUAAAUUACGGCGAAAUCGGCACUAACAUAAAACAAUUGAUGGAUCAUUUUCAGGCGAAAGCCAAAAGUCACCAAAAAAUCGAAACUAUCGCCGAUAUGAAAAAUUUCGUCGAAUCGUAUCCUCAAUUUAAAAAAUUAUCCGGAAACGUGACUAAACACGUGACUGUAAUUGGCGAACUUAGCGCUAUGGUGAAUAGACACAAUUUAUUAGACGUUUCUGAAAUAGAACAAGAACUGUCGUCCCAAAAUAACGAUCAUCACGCACAUCUUCAAAGUAUUAAAAAAUUGUUAACGAACGAUAAAAUCAGAGAUACCGACGCCGCCAAAUUAGUAAUGCUUUACGCUUUGAGAUAUCAGAAUCACAGUAACAACGAUGUAACAGGUCUGAUAGAGCUGCUUAAAAAAAGAAACGUCUCUGAUAGAUUAUUAAAAAAUAUUGUAAAUAUAUUAGAAUACGCCGGUUCACAUGCUAGACAAAGUGAUUUAUUUAACGUAGAAAACGCCGUCAAGAUAACCAAAAGAUUUAUAAAAGGCUUAAGUGGAGUGGAUAACGUUUAUACCCAACACAAACCGCUUCUACACGAAACUCUAGAAGAUUUAAUUAAAGGUAAAUUAAAAGAGCAAAUGUACCCCUAUUUGGGUAGCCACGGAGCUAACGGACGACCGCAGGAUAUAAUUAUUUUCAUAAUCGGAGGGGCUACUUACGAAGAAUCUUUAACCGUACAUUCCAUCAAUAAAAAUUAUCCGAGUUUCAACGUUUUAUUAGGUGGUACUACCAUUCAUAAUUCGUCUAGUUUUUUAAACGAAGUCGAACAAGCGACGAAAAACUGCGCUAGAAGACAUACAAGAAAUAUUCGUAAUAUACAUUUCGAUUGA